Oldenlandia corymbosa var. corymbosa is the source of this 1509-nucleotide messenger RNA. The record is from the annotation of a GenBank genome assembly. NCBI's taxonomy places the organism in Eukaryota, Viridiplantae, Streptophyta, Magnoliopsida, Gentianales, Rubiaceae.
AUGCUGGACGACAGAAUAAGACUUCAGGGAAGCAAUUUCACAGAUGUCCAGACACUUGAACGUCUCAAGAAACCGUCCUCAGCAGCAUCCCCAGAUGAACAACCAGAGGCUGAAUCACAGGAGGAUACACAGAGAAACCCCAACACACAGCAAGACCUUGCUGUUCUUUAUGAAAAAUUCUACCAAUUGAUUAUCACGAUGAGCAAAACUGUUUUAGACAUUCGUGAGAAGGAAAUGGAGUUAAAAAUCGAACCAGAUGAACAAGCAAAGCAAACAAUCAAGAUCCUAACAGAUGCAAUGGGACUGGGGCAAUUGAGCCAGACAAAUGAUGAGGCUUCUCUUCCAGUGGGGAAAUCCGUGCCUACUUCAAAAGAAGUGGUGGUUGAUGAACAACAAACUCAACCACAAGGGGCACAGGGACUGGAUCAAUUGAGCCAGAAAAUGAUGAGACUUCUCUUCCAGUGGGGAAAUCCAUGCCUACUUCAAAAGAAGUGGUGGUUGAUGAACAACAAACUCAACCACAAGGAGAAGAACACUCAGGAAGAUAUCACAGGAAGUGUUGAUUUGGAUAAAGAUGUCAAUGAGACUAUAGAAGCAGAAGAAUAUCUAGUACCAUCUGCACUCGACGAAACAAAGAAUCCCACUCCUUCCAUCAAUGAAAUCAUAAGAAGGGCCAGUGCACCAGCUUCAGAAUCAUUAAGUGGUACCAAAAAACUAGAGAUGAUUGCGGCUGUUGCAGAACAAGUUGAGAAAAACCCAAAGGUGGUUGAAGCAGUCCCUUUAAGCAUAAUUCCACCCGAUUGGAAUAUUGCUUCUACCACGGGUGGUCUACUCAUGCUGGAUAAAAAUGAGUGUACCACGCCACCGCCUGUAAUCUCAAAGAAAGCUGAUGUACUUAAUGAAGGGUUAACAAAGACAGUGGAAAAGAAUUUCUUGUUUGAAUUUGGAAAAAUCAUUUGGACAGACAGGACAGCAUUCUAUUCCAUGAGGGAAGGGGCAUGGAUAGAAAACAGCAUCAUAGAUGCUUGGGCUGUCAUCCUAAACAAAGAAGAAGCUAAGAGUGACUCCCCAAGAUGGAUAUUCUUUGGUGUUUCCUCAUUUUUUCAAUUCUUCCAAAGCUAUGUUGAAUGCAUGUUUCCACACAUAGAACUGGUCACUGCUCAGUACACCUUGACAGAGGUUACGCUACCAUCACAUAAGGACAAAACGCCGACUGUGGAAGAUUGUGGAAUAUACACAAUGCACCAGAUGGAGCGGUAUGAUGGUGGUGAGUACGAGGAUGGUACUACUUUGAAUUUCAACACAGGAAACAUCAAAGAGUACCGGUGGAAAUACAUGAUAAAAAUCCUUAUGCACCCAGCCAACAAAAAUAAGGACAAAUUCCUCGAAGCAAUGCAUCAGUUCUAUGCAAAUACUGCUGAAGAAGAACAAAAAGAAAUUCCAGAUCAUAUUGAUUUGAGCAGCAAAUCUUACUACAAUGACAGAAAAAUUCAGGGAUGGGUUAAAUGA